Cajanus cajan (pigeon pea) is the source of this 905-nucleotide messenger RNA. Its product is annotated as axial regulator YABBY 5. NCBI's taxonomy places the organism in Eukaryota, Viridiplantae, Streptophyta, Magnoliopsida, Fabales, Fabaceae. The record is from RefSeq and is a predicted model, not a curated record. Gene Ontology annotation, biological process: cell fate commitment; multicellular organism development. Gene Ontology annotation, cellular component: nucleus.
GGCACAUGAUUGCAAGUAAAAAGCGGGUUUGGAAAGAGAAUAGUAAAAGGGCUUUGCUUUCAACUUUGGCUUCAAAAAAUUGCAAAGGGAGAGCUUCUCCAUCCCCGGCCACCUUCCCUUUCUUUUCCUUCUUUCUUCCUUUCUUUCAUAUUUCCUUCUUUGGGUGUGAGACAUGUCAAGCUGCAGCAUCGAUGUUGCUCCUGAGAAACUCUGCUACAUCCCCUGCAGCUUUUGCCACAUUGUUCUUGCGGUGAGUGUUCCAUGCAGUAACCUGUGUGACAUUGUGACCGUUCGAUGCGGUCACUGCACCAACCUAUGGUCUGUGAACAUGGCCGCAGCGUUUCAGUCACUGUCAUGGCAAGAAGUUCAGGAAUCUGGUCACUCCAAUUCACAAUGUAGAAUUGACACAGGAUCCACUUCUAAAUUCUGCAACAAGAUACAAAUGCAUGCACCCACCGUUCAUGUAAAGGAAGAAAGAGUUGUGAACCGAACUCCUGAGAAGAGACAGCGUGCACCUUCUGCUUAUAAUCAGUUCAUCAAAGAAGAGAUUCAACGGAUUAAGGCCAAUAAUCCUGAUAUCAGUCACAGGGAAGCUUUCAGUACAGCUGCUAAGAAUUGGGCACAUUUCCCUCAUAUUCAUUUUGGGCUGAUGUUAGAAAGCAACAAUCAAGAUAAUUAAGAUGGAGAAUGUGAAUUUGGGAAGCAUUUGAUGUCAAGAACUGCCUAUUGAAAAAAUAAAUGCUAUUUCCAUAUCUCAGGACUUCGCUUUAAUUUGUGUUUGUCUUGUAAACAUAGCACACUUUUAAUGUGUUUAAUAGUUAGCUUUUUUAUUUUGUCAAAAUAAUUUGUCACUACUUAUUAUUUGCUCAAUGGAUGCUUUUAAUUACGUAAGUUGAACAAUGCCA